Molecule: messenger RNA, 1521 nt
Organism: Pieris napi
Lineage: Eukaryota; Metazoa; Arthropoda; Insecta; Lepidoptera; Pieridae
Exons: 3
Coding region: 343-1521 (392 amino acids)
Source: RefSeq, a predicted model, not a curated record
AUGUGUCGGUUAGAAACAAAACUAGUCAAAUCCAAAAAUAAAGAUUUUGGAACCGAAUGUGCCAUUUGUUUCGUUAAAAAAUCUUGUUUUUGUUACCGGUAUCAAAAAGAGUUAAAUCAAAAGCAAUUCGUAGAAAAAUCGAUUCGAAAUCACUGCUCACUAUCAAAAAUGGUCAAAUCCUUUAAAACUUAGAAACAAAAUCGGUCUAAUCCGUGUAGCCAAUCAGAAGCUAGAACUAUCUAUGAAAAUAACUGCCGUUUUGCAGAAUCAGAAGCUUUUGGAUUGUGGUUUUGUAUUUUAGUCGCCGUUUUUAAUUAAAAUUUGGUGUUAAAUUACAAUUAAAUGGAUAAUUUAAUAAAGGAAACGACUCCCCAGCUAUCACGGAAAAGGACGCAACAAAAAGCGGAUUGGAAAUGCAAUAAAUUGAAGAAGGAAAGGUACACUUCAAAAGAGCUACCAAAUUUAAAGCUUCCAUGUGACCACUACACAAAAGCAUACAGGUGCACUUCAUUGAGUCAUGCUGAUAUAAUAGCAUUUAAUAAAGCCUUCUAUAAAAAACCGGACAAAAUUUAUCAGGAUAAUUUUAUAAUUAACCAUACGAAAGUUACUACUACUCAGCGACAACGGCCAGUAAAUAAUCGUGGCAAUAAAAAAGAAAUGUCGGUAACGUACUUUGCACGACGACGACAUAAUGUUCUGAUUCCAAUUUGCAAACCCACAUUUCUAUCUAUUUUAGCUUUAAAGAAAGGAAGAGUGACAGGUGUUAUUAGUCGACAUUUCAAAGCAAUGGGUGAAUCUGCACAAGAGAAUAGAGGAGGGCGGCGUAAAACACAAAAAUAUGCACCUAAGAGGGAAGCUGUCAAAGACUUUAUUAAGAAGCUCGAGCCUUUAGAAAUACAUUACUGCAGAAGUAAAAUAAAAAGUAGACAAUAUUUGUCAUCUGAGCUCAGCAUUAGUAAACUUUACAAAAUGUUUAUCGCAGAAACCGUGGAUGAAAAUAAAAAUAUUAAGGCAUCUUACUUCAGACAAAUUUUCAAAACCGAAUUUAACAUAGGUUUUGGAUCCCCUCGUACAGAUAUGUGCUCCACUUGCAUAGUUUUACAAGAACGACUAAAACAUGAAAAAAAUAGUGAGAUAAAAAAUAAAUUAAUGAUUGAGAGUAGAAUUCACAAAUUGAGAGCCAAAUCGUUUUAUGCUUUAUUAAAACACAACAGCGAAAAUAUUUUAAUUUUAAGUUUCGAUUGCCAAAAGAACCAACCGUGUCCAAAAGUUCCCGAUCAAAGAAAAAAGAAGGUUUCUGCUAUAAAUCCAGAUGUGAUUAAAUUAUAUGUGGACGUUAAACAAGAAAAAUUAAAUGAUGUGAAGAAAUUAUUAACCACACAUUUUGGAGAGAAGUGGGAAGAAAUCUCAGAUUUACGAUAUUACAAACAAGUAAUAUCAAGACCAAAAUCAUCUACUGCUCAUGAACAGGUUGUUGAAGACUGUGAUUUCUUUGAAGAAUUACCAGCCAUAGUAGUUUAA